Messenger RNA from Chrysochloris asiatica (Cape golden mole), 2676 nucleotides. RefSeq names its product hormonally up-regulated neu tumor-associated kinase-like. Bases 1 to 2676 code for a protein of 891 amino acids. The transcript is spliced from 15 exons. Lineage: Eukaryota; Metazoa; Chordata; Mammalia; Afrosoricida; Chrysochloridae. The record is from RefSeq and is a predicted model, not a curated record. Gene Ontology annotation, molecular function: protein serine/threonine kinase activity; ATP binding. Gene Ontology annotation, biological process: protein phosphorylation; intracellular signal transduction. Gene Ontology annotation, cellular component: cytoplasm.
AUGACAAGGGACCGAAAAUCAUCGUCUGUGGGCUUCACCAAUCUCGAGAUGACCAGUCCAGAGGGCCCUCCUGUGUGCCAGGUCCUGACCUGGGCACUAGAUCUACCGUCCAAGAGGGUCUGGUGCGACUGGCGGAGGAUUUCACUGUGCAAAGGGCUGGACAGUCUAAACCUAGAAUUACAGGAUAGAGACGCUGCCGAAAUCGACUCGGGUGGUUCUGGAGCGGAGGGCGCCUGCAGUCCGCCGCACGCUCCUUUCGCGCGGGAGCGGCCGCGGGGCGCACAGCUAGGAGCUAGCGAGCCGGCCUCGAGCCGGAGCUGCCAGACGGCGGCGGCGAGGGCGGCGGCUCCGAGGCGCUGGGGCCGGGGACCGAAGCAUUGGACCGCGCCCCGCCACCACUGCCGAGCCAGCGCCGCUCCCCACGACCGAAGCAGGCGACUGUGUCCCUGCCGCCCGACUCGCCCGGCUCCGGGGCGGCCGCUAUUGUCUGCGCUGCACUCGGCGGCGCGGGGGGCUCUCUCGGCGGCGACCCGGGAGCGGGGACUCCGACCGGGCGGGGCCGGAGCGGGCGGCGGCGGGAGGAGCUCGGAGCCGGAGGAGGAGCCGCGAGCGCCGGCGGCGGCCUGUGAGGGAAGUUUCCUGCCGGCCUGGGUGAGCGGCGUGCCCCGCGAGCGGCUCCGCGACUUCCAGCACCACAAACGCGUGGGCAACUACCUCAUUGGCAGCAGGAAGCUGGGGGAAGGCUCUUUUGCCAAGGUGCGCGAGGGGCUGCACGUGCUGACCGGAGAGAAGGUGGCUAUAAAAGUCAUAGAUAAGAAGAGAGCCAAAAAGGACACCUAUGUCACCAAAAACCUGAGACGCGAGGGGCAGAUUCAGCAGAUGAUCCGCCAUCCCAACAUUACCCAGCUCCUCGAUAUCUUAGAAACUGAAAACAGCUACUACCUGGUCAUGGAGCUUUGUCCUGGUGGCAAUCUGAUGCAUAAGAUCUAUGAGAAGAAACGGCUGGAGGAGUCUGAAGCCCGCAGAUAUAUCCGGCAGCUCAUCUCUGCCGUAGAGCAUCUGCACCGGGCUGGGGUUGUCCACAGGGACUUGAAGAUAGAAAAUCUGCUCCUAGAUGAAGACAAUAAUAUCAAGCUGAUUGACUUUGGUUUGAGCAACUGUGCGGGCGUCCUGGGUUACUCGGACCCUUUCAGCACACAGUGUGGUAGCCCCGCCUACGCAGCACCUGAACUGCUUGCCCGGAAGAAAUAUGGUCCCAAAAUCGAUGUCUGGUCCAUAGGUGUGAACAUGUAUGCCAUGCUGACUGGGACCCUGCCUUUCACAGUGGAGCCUUUUAGCCUGCGAGCUUUGUACCAGAAGAUGGUGGACAAAGAAAUGAACCCUCUCCCCACUCAGCUCUCCACAGGAGCUGUUACCUUCCUGCGCUCUCUCCUGGAACCAGAUCCUGUGAAGAGGCCAAAUAUCCAGCAAGCAUUGGCGAACCGCUGGCUUAAUGAGAAUUACACGGGUAAAGUGCCGUGUAACAUCACCUACCCCAACAGGAUCCACCUGGAGGACCUGAGCCCGAGUGUGGUGCUGCACAUGACGGAGAAGCUGGGCUUCAAAAAUAGUGACGUGAUCAACACCGUGCUCUCCAACCGUGCCUGCCACAUCCUUGCCAUCUACUUCCUCUUAAACAAGAAACUGGAGCGCUAUCUCUCCGGGAAAUCCGACAUCCAGGACAGUGUCUGCUACAAGACCCAGCUCUACCAGAUAGAAAAGUGCAGGUCCACUAACGAGCCCUAUGAGGCCUCCCUGGACACCUGGACAAGAGACCUUGAAUUCCCUGCUGUGCAGGAUAAAAAGCCCAAAGAACAGGAAAAAAGAGGGGAUUUUCUUCAUUGGCCUUUUUCCAAGAAGUUGGAUAAGAACCUGUCUUCACACAAGCAGGCCCAUGGCUCACUCAUCACACAGAUCCAGGGCACCAAAGCACUCCUGAGGGACCGGAAGUCCUCCAAGCCUGGGCUCCCCGACAAAGAUUCCUUCAGCUGCCGCAGUAUUUUCCGCAAAGCCUCUGAUUCCAAUUGUGUGGCCUCUUCGUCUAUGGAGUUUAUCCCUGUUCCACCACCCAGGACCCCUAGAAUUGUAAAGAAACCGGAGCCCCAUCAGCAAGGGCCUGGAAGUGCUGGUGUUACCCCCAAGGAGGACCCCCUGAUGCUGGAUAUGGUGCGCUCCUUCGAGUCUGUUGAUCGUGUUGAUCCUGCAGAACUGCUGUCCCCAUCUCAUCACUACCGGAUUCUCAACUCCCCCAUGAACUUUGCACGCAGAAAUUCCAGUGAGAGAACACUCUCCCUGGUCCUGCCCACCGGAAGCACUUCACCUGUCCAGACUCCCACGCACACCACUCUGGUCUCCUUUGCUCAUGAAGACAGGAACAGCCCCCUCAAAGAGGAGGGGGUGUGCUGCCCACCCCCGGUUCCCAGUAGCGGCACCACGCAGCCUUUGGGGAGCCCGAAUUGUGUGAAAAGCCGUGGCAGGUUCCCCAUGAUGGGCAUCGGGCAGAUGCUGAGGAAACGACAUCAGAGCCUGCAGCCUUCAGCGGAUAGGCUUCUAGAGGCCAGCAUGCCCCCACUGCAGCCCCUGGCCCCUGUGAGUCUCUCCUUUGACAUGGCCGAUGGCGUCAAAGGUCAGUGUUAA